This is a messenger RNA of Brugia pahangi, 516 nucleotides long. The record is from the annotation of a GenBank genome assembly. NCBI's taxonomy places the organism in Eukaryota, Metazoa, Nematoda, Chromadorea, Rhabditida, Onchocercidae.
AUGGUAAAAAUCGGAAUACCUAAGGAGAUUUUACAACCGGAAAAAUUAAAAGCAGGGAGAGACAUAAUGAGUAUGACUCAGGAGAAAAAUGUCACUGAGCAACAUAAGAAAUCAUCUUCAUUGUCGCAGAUGAUAACGGUUAAGAACAUAUGCGGCUUGUCUACUGAACGACAUAAGCAAGAAAUUUAUAAAGCGAAGAUGUGUAUGACGAAGACGGAAGACCAGUGCUGCAUAAGCAACCAACUUGUAAAACAAAGAACUAACGACCGCUUUGGAGCCAAUUUCGAGACAAACAGAAGAGUUCCAGGAGUUUAUAGAAAAACUGGAAUUGUUUUAGCAAAAGAAACCGCAGCUGCGGCAAGAGUAAUAGAUUAUCAAUGGAGGGAAACAGCAAGAAAAGAGGUAUAUUACACACAGGGUAUUCAGAUAGAGUGGUUGCUUAAAGAUGCAAGCUCUCAAUUUCAGGAAGGUGAAAUGGAAAAACCAAAAAUGAUCGUCUUGCAAAGAGAAAAAUAG